This is a messenger RNA of Limulus polyphemus (Atlantic horseshoe crab), 1171 nucleotides long. RefSeq names its product enoyl-CoA hydratase, mitochondrial-like. Gene Ontology annotation, cellular component: mitochondrion. The transcript has 8 exons. The record is from RefSeq and is a predicted model, not a curated record. Gene Ontology annotation, molecular function: enoyl-CoA hydratase activity. Gene Ontology annotation, biological process: fatty acid beta-oxidation. NCBI's taxonomy places the organism in Eukaryota, Metazoa, Arthropoda, Merostomata, Xiphosura, Limulidae. Bases 104 to 997 code for a protein of 297 amino acids.
UAUCAUGCUACUAAACGCAGACAUGCGUAUACGGCUUUGCGAAUUUGGAUUCAAGGUCAAUCUGAAGUUUUAGAGGAGGUAGGAGCCGGCAUCAAUACGAAAAAUGACUUCCUUGGCAAAAUUAAGCAUAACGUUUUGUCGAAAUGUAGCUUUUGGUACAAUUUCAAGAAGGAGUGGAACAUUACUGAAUAACAUUCGUCUAUCAUCAGCUGGUCCAAACCUUCAGUAUAUAACUGUGGAGAAGAAAGGUGAACAACAGAAUAUUGGACUGAUUACGCUGAAUAGACCUAAGGCUCUCAAUGCUUUGUGUAAUGCUCUCAUGAAAGAGGUUUCCGAAACCAUGGAUGAUUUGGAAGCUGAUGAUAGCAUUGGAGCCAUCAUUCUCACCGGCAGUGGGAAGGCAUUUGCUGCUGGUGCUGAUAUCAAGGAGAUGAAAGACCAGAAUUUUGCACAUGUCUUUCGAUCAAAUUUCCUUGCCCACUGGGACAGAAUUGCCUAUGCUUGCAAACCAGUUAUUGCUGCUGUCAAUGGUUAUGCUCUUGGAGGAGGAUGUGAAUUGGCUAUGAUGUGCGAUAUCAUUUAUGCCAGCGAAACAGCCAAGUUUGGCCAACCUGAGAUAAUCCUUGGAACAAUUCCAGGGGCUGGUGGCACUCAGAGGCUCACACGGAUUGUUGGAAAAUCUAAAGCAAUGGAGAUGGUGCUGACAGGAAUGCAGAUUACUGCUGAGGAAGCAGAGAAAUGGGGACUAGUUAGCAAAGUGAUUCCUCCUGACCAACUUCUCCCAGAAGCUAUUAAACUUGGAGAAAAAAUAGCAUCUUUAUCCAAACUGAGCGUCGCUAUGGCUAAAGAAGCUGUUGGUCAUGCAUAUGAAACUACACUGCAAGAGGGUCUGAAGAUCGAAAAAAGAAUGUUUCAUUCUACAUUUGCUACGGAUGACAGGAGGGAAGGUAUGACAGCUUUUGUUGACAAGAGGGCACCAAAAUUUACCGACAGUUAAUGAUGAUGAUUAUCAAACACUGUUAAACAGUCAGCCUUAUGAAAAGGACUUGUUGAAUGACAGCCAAGUUAUGCAUUUUAUGUUAAAGAUGAAUGUAAACUAAUCUGUCUUAAUUCGGUACAAAUUAUUAGUUAAAAAAGUAAAAUAAAGUUUUUGGUAAUAUUUUUAUAGCUA